Mugil cephalus (flathead mullet) is the source of this 7850-nucleotide messenger RNA. It is a transcript of the gene kctd16b, whose product is annotated as potassium channel tetramerization domain containing 16b. Gene Ontology annotation, cellular component: presynaptic membrane; postsynaptic membrane. Lineage: Eukaryota; Metazoa; Chordata; Actinopteri; Mugiliformes; Mugilidae. Gene Ontology annotation, biological process: protein homooligomerization; regulation of G protein-coupled receptor signaling pathway. Gene Ontology annotation, molecular function: protein binding. The record is from RefSeq and is a predicted model, not a curated record. The coding region runs from base 910 to 2211 and encodes 433 amino acids. The transcript has 2 exons.
GCUCCCGGUAAAAGCAGCCAGCAGCAGCGGGUCGGUCCUCUCUGCUGCUUUCAACAAAAAAGAAAUAAAAUAAUGCAAUAAAAAAGGAGAAAAGAAUCUGAACUGGGAUUUUACCGCCUCUGUUUUUAAUUUAAUUCAGUCCGGACCGGGGAACAUGUCCGCGCUUGCAAAACCAUUAGAGGACUGUGUGCGCAAUCUCUGCCAAGUUUCUCGUCACUGAAAGACAUUUUUGCUUCAUCCUGUGAGUCUCAACAGAGAAACGGAAAAUAAUAAAAAUAUAUAAUAAAAAAAAUUCUGCUGUCCAAGGGAAGUUGAAGAGAAAAGUGACAACAUCGCAUCAGCACCUUCCUCUGUUUGGACUCCAUCCUAAAAUAAGUUGUUCUACUUUUUUCGCGCCCCUCGUUCGUGUGCGUAAGUGGAAGAGGAUUUUUAUUUGUUUGUUGGAUAACACUCUCAGAAGUAGGGGGGAAAAAAAGAAAAGCAAGGUAAGCGAGGCAAGUUUCUUUAUUCAUUCGGAGCUGUAGGCGGCUCUUUCCGUCUCCAUCGGUUCCCUGUGUUGCUCUUUUCCCGGGGGCGAUGGGAAUCCCACAUCCACUAAUGUGAGCCUUUGAUGCGCACGGAUACAUUUUUCAUCUCUCACAACACUGAUUCUUUCCUCCUCCAAGUUUCCCAUCUCAGUCUGCUUCGUUUUUACAGAGGGACUGCAACCUCCCACCCCCACAUCGGCUACAAAUACUGGUUUUUGAUAAUGACCGUGGAUCGAUGAAAGAUGCGUAUCCAGAUGGUUGUGGAGACCCUGCGUCAAAUUACCAGCUCGGGCAACUUUUGACACUGAUCUGUCUUUUUUUUUUUUUUUUUUUUUUUUAAAGUCUAGCUGUGGAGAGGUGUUUUGCCUGCUUGUAGCCGUACAUGACGGAAACGAUGGCGCUGAGUGGAAACUGUAGGACUAACCCCAAAGAGCAGGCGUCCGUCCAGAACAGUUUCCCAGAUGUGGUUGAAUUAAACGUAGGGGGGCAGGUUUAUUACACGCGUCACUCAACUUUGGUGAGCACCCCGAAUUCACUGCUUGGCAAGAUAUUCUCCUCCAAAAAAGACGCAUCCAAUGACUUGGCGAGAGACCCCAAAGGUCGCUAUUUCAUCGACAGAGACGGGUUUUUAUUCCGGUAUGUGUUGGACUACCUCCGAGACAAACAAGUUGUCCUCCCAGACCACUUCCCCGAGAAAGGGAGGCUCAGGAAAGAGGCGGAAUACUUCCAGCUGCCCGACUUAGUGAAGCUCCUGACCCCUGAGGACAUCAAGCACAGCCCGGACGACUACUUCCACAGCGACUAUGAAGAUGGGUCCCAGGGCAGCGACCACCGGCAGUGCCCGCCCCCAUCCCUCGUCCCCGCGGAUAGAAAGAGCGGCUUCAUCACCGUGGGGUACCGGGGGUCGUGCACUAUGGGCCGAGAGAGUCAGACUGACGCCAAGUUCAGGAGGGUACCUCGGAUACUAAUUUGCGGCAGGGUGGCCCUCGCUAAAGAAGUGUUCGGGGAGACUCUGAAUGAGAGCCGGGACCCGGACAGGACCCCGGAACGGUACACCUCCAGGUUUUACCUCAAGUUCAAGCACCUGGAGAGGGCUUUUGACAUGCUGUCGGAGUGUGGUUUCCAAAUGGUGGCCUGCAACUCGUCAGUCACUGCGUCGUUUGUCAACCAGAACACGGAGGACAAGAUCUGGUCCAGCUACACAGAAUACGUUUUCUACCGUGGUCCAUCCCGUUGGUCCUCCCCUCCGUGCGACUGCUGCUGCAAGAACCACAAAGGUGACGGCGAGGGCGAGAGCGGCACCUCCUUCAACGAGCUCUCCACCUCCAGCUCCGAGAGCCAAUCCGAGGCCAGCUCCCCGCAGGAGACGGUCAUCUGUGGGCCGGUCAGCCGCCAGUCGCACCCCCACGCCAACGUCCAAACCUUGGACAGGCCGCUGAAAAAGGGCCCCGUGGUCAUGGUCCAGCAGUCGGAGCAGCGGAGGAAGAGCGACUUGCUGCGCACUCUCACGGCCAGCUCCCGCGACACCAGCACCUGCAAGAAAAGGCCCGCGAAAGAAAAGCUAACGGUGGAGGAGGAGCUGGAAAAGUGCAUUCAAGACUUCCACAAGAUCAAGAUCCCGGAGAGGUUCCCCGAGAGGAAGUACAUGUGGCAGGCCGACUUGCUGAGAAAGUACCGCCUCUGAGUCGGGAGUCGAGGCAGAGGACGCAAGCACACGAGGCCAAGGAUCAGUUUACGUGUUGUUGUAUUUUUUUUUUUUUUUGGCUUGUGACAUAUUCAAAUCAAGCUUCUGAGAGACACCUCGCCUUUAUGCCAAUGGGCUGAACAUCUGCACAGGAGCUAGAAAGAAUCCUGAUAAACAGAUCCUUAUUGACGUAUGUAUGUGUGUGUGUGUGUGUGUAGUUUAGGCCUACUGUACUCACUGUAGGCAUGUGCUGUAACUUGCCGAAUGCUUCAGAGCUUUGAGUAAUUUAUCCCAGAGGACCAAAACAAGCGGGCUACAGAUGCCGCCUACGAACCGAACCACCGACGGAAGGUGGCUGCGUUUGGGAUAACCGAUGGACGGCGCUUACUUUUUAUUCCAGUUUCAUUGAAAACUCGUCACACGAACCACAGUUUUAGUCCCAAAAACAAACAUUAAUGAAUGUGUGUGUAUAUAUCCAUGUAUUUCCUCAGGUGGCCUGGAGGUCACAGCUAAAUCUGCAUCCGGAUCCAUUAAUAAUUCAUGCCAUUCCGACAGCGCUCUCGCUAUAAAUACACCCACAGAUCCGUGGCACAAACAGCUGGGUUGAUUACUUCACUUUUAGGCAACAUUUUUGGGACUUCUGAGGCAGGAGGCACGACCGUUUCAUCUGCAUCUCAUUUCCUUCCUCAAAUUUCCAAGUGAGAUUUUUUUGCCACCAACUCUCGACCAUAUGUGGAGCGAUAGUCCGGUUACUACGCGAGGGAUGAGUGAAAGAGUCGGGGCAUUGGAUUUGAAGUUCAAUAAAAAAAUUAAACACGUAUGCAUGCACCUUUCCAGAGACAUUCCCCCAAACAUUCGGCCCCAUCACACAGACACAGAGCGAUCAAUUACUCCAUGUUCAAUAUGACAAAAAAAAAAAAGCAGGAAUGAGACUGGAUUUGCUGCAUUCGCUAACCCUGUCAACACAGACGGAUGUUUCCCACACUGACUGUUGACAGGCUAAUCAAUAGUUAUUGAUGAUAGGGUCCGGUGAUAGAGCUGAUGGCGGGGAUUCUUGUUUACACUUACUGAUGAAGCUCUAGGGUUACUGACAAAGACAAGCUGCUCAUGUAUUCAGCGAAAAUGAGCAAUUAUUCACAUAUUAAUUCAUGUACAGCACUCCUGGCUUUGUCAGAGGCAUCGACUGCGAUUUGAUUACACAAACAAAGAUGGCAGACAGCUAUUUCAUAUCAGCGGACAAUUUAAUUACCCCGGUAGGUUGAUUGGUAUUUAUUUAACUCGCUUGCUGGGAAAUAUGUAACAAUCAUUUAUAAAUUAUUUCUGGCUCCAAAUGAAAUUAUCGCCCACGAAGGUGCUCGCUGAUGAUGAUGUUAGAAGACCGUUCUCUUAAGAUUCUCAUGCACAUGAUCAAGAUAAGUUAAAGGAAACAAAUUAUUAACAAAUUAUUUUAAUCAUAAUUUAAUCAAGUAAUAAGGUAAACAGAUAAAAUGAAACAAACCAGCUAUUUGUUGGUUUUACAAAACUCCCUUUUCCAAUCAACAACGAGGGAUUAUGUAGAUUUUCACUUUGCUUUAGGAAAUUCCAACACCAGUGUUAUGAAUAUCCUCCUUUUUUUUUUUUUUCUCCACAAAAGCUUCUGCUAAGUCUGCCCCAACAAUAAGGAAGUGGAUGUUUAGGAGGAGCAGCCUUAUAAAAGUGCUCGUUUCAGACUGUAUAUAUAACGUCAUACAAACUAUUUACAGUCUGUAAUAAUAAGAAUAAGAUAAAUAAGGAUUUUAUUUAUUUUUUGCCAGCCACAAAUCAUGCAAAACCAUUCUAGAGAAGGCCAUGAAUACAAAUAUAGAGCUGGAAAUUAGCACAACAGAUUCCCUUUAGUGUUUUAUUUAUUUUCUUUUUGAAAAUUAGAUCACUUGUAAAGGACGAAUUGUAAUACGAUAGCGGUAAAGGAUCGUCUAUUUUGAUCACAGCAUCAGGUAAAAGAAAUAAUUCAUGAACUGUUUGAUAGGCAUGAGGAAGUUAUAAAUGUUAAUGAUUAUAAUGACACUGGUGAAAGCUCCAAGUGACUUUCUCGGGUUGUAGAGGAAUAUUAAAACCAGAGGAGGCAGCAGAGAGCGUUUUCACUGAGAAACGUGCAGCGAUGCACGUCUUACAAUCACAGCUUUUUACUAAAAGGCAAAAUUAAAAGCACAGUCAAAUAAAAUAAUAUAUGCAUAAUAUAUAAAUAUAUAUGUAUUCAAAGAUCCAUACAGUUUAUUUAAAUAAAAUAUGCUCGAUAUGUUAAUAAAAGCGAUAAUUAAAAUGUUUUAUUAUACUUAUUUUUCUAUCUAAAAGCAUUUCAUUUCAUAUAUUAUCAGAAGCCCUUAUGUUCAUUCUAAUGUAUUCCCUGUGAGAGAAGUUCAUAGGCAGUAAAAGAUGUUCUAUCAGUUCUAUUCAGUGGUGCCCAUGUGUCUGCUAUGGUUCACAGCAGCAGACGGUGAAAUGGUUGUAAUAGGUGCUAGAUACAAACCGACCAUUCUCCUCAUGUCAAUACCAUGAAUAUGACUUAUUUUUCUAUGUUACUGGGACAUUACAUUUUCAUUUAAAGUCUUUAAUCUUAUCGGUUGAAAUGCAUUAAUACAGAUGACACAUCAAAUGUAAAUAAACACCAUAAAUCACACCUAACCAGGAUAAUGUAUUAUACUCUUUGUAUAUAACAUGCAAAUCCAUGACGCGUUGCUGCUACUCUGUUGUUAGUGGUGCAGUAGAGUGACGCUAAUGUAAUGCAGCCAUUCUUGUUUUAUCAUUUAGCACUGGGCCAUCGGGGAUGAAUGAGACUAACACUAACACACACCUGCAACAUAUUACAUAUUUACAGUUAUGACAAUGGACUUGUUAAAUGGACUGUCAGCACAUCUGUCUCAAAGUCCUGCAAAAAGAUUUGAAAAAAUACAAAUUGCUUGACUGUAAUUGUGGAGCUUUAGUUACCAUUCAGUGCAGUGUUAGGUUAAGGGUUAUAAGGGUUUCCUUCACAUUUCGACUGAGUCAAUUGACAGUCCGUACUGAUCCUUUAACCUCCAGCAGUCAGAGGGCAGCUGGUAGACUAGAAAAAUCCAAAUUAGGCCGUUUUCUGACAUGAGUCGUGGAAUAUGUUGACAUAUUAACUUGCUUGUUAACUUUAACUGGACGGGAGACUGAGAAAGAAAGAGGAGUUGGAUAUCAACAAAGUUUUUGAAUGAGUGCAAAUAUUGCAAACUGUUUCAGAAGUUGUAAAGAUUUUUUUUUUUUUGCAUGUUCAAAAAUGGGCGACUAUGGAAAAACAUUUGACACAAAGACGCAAAAAACAACAACACACAGCUCUGUUAAUGGGAGCGUGCACAGCUGCAUGCAACCUUGAUUAAUGGAUCGUCAUUAACGAUGUAAACCACGUAGUUUGAAUGUCAGAAUAAGGUCAGAUAGUCGCUGAGGAGUUAUUUGACCUAACGUGAAUGUUUUUGAUUGAUCAAAUACAUUAUUGUCCUCAUUCCAGCUGAUGAUGACUACUGCAGUAAAGGUCUAGCAAUGCAGCAACAUUAAUUGCAACCAAAUAUUUAAAUUUCCAUGAAACUCUUCUGACACCCAGUACAUCUCAGCUGGAUGCAAACACCCUCAUGAUCACGGUCUGUGGCAUGAACUGUAUAUAAAUAUGGACACCACAUCUCCACUUCCUGUCAUCGGUCAAACUCAAGCUAUUUUCCCGAGGAUAAAAAGCAACACCAUCUUGCGACUUUAGAGCCAGAGUCCAAUCAGAACGGUCCGAGAGCGGAGCAACAUGGAGCCCCAGUAUAAAUGAACCAACCACAUUUUCAAUUAAUUAAUACUACGUUCUGCUAUCUGUAUAUCUGCUCUCUGUAUAGCGUCAAAAACUAAAAUUUGUCAAACAUUUGACACUUGACCAUGCAUCAGCAUUUUAUUAACUACCUAAAACAACAGAAAGCAUCCAAAUUUGACCUGUAUUUUAGUGUUUUAGUUUGGUUCAAGUCCUACCUGCUAACAUGGAGGGGGUGGAGCUUAUGACCUAUACUGCAGUCAGUCACCAGGGGGAGCUCUACUUGCUUACACUCAGAAUUCUUUGCACAAGGGAAUUCUCCUUUAACCCACACACGGUUUGUUCUCAGUUGGAGAUAACGAAUAAUUAUCUGGCGAAAACACUGGGGCAAACACGAAUAAAUGUGAAAUGUGAAGGUCUUUGUGUUUUCGCUUUUAGCAUAUUUUUCUGUAAAAAUUUAUUUUUGACAUUUGCAGUAGAUAGCUUUGCUCCGUUCACAUUCAGUCCGGUCUAACUGAGAAAGUAACUUGACAUUUUUGGGAUGGUGUUUUCUUGACUCUGCCUACCGUCUAAGAAAAGGUACUGGGAUAGUUCCACAGCAAUAAGGUUAAUCAUUUGUUGGAAAAAAAUAAAAAAAUUCUCAGAGCAUUUUCAAAUUCAGAUUUGUUACGAGCUGUGAUUUAAAAAACAAAAAAAGAUCCAGAGGGAAGUUAAAUACCAAGACACCUGGUGGCCUUCUAGAAUAGAAUACAGCUGUUUUUUGCACAAUGUAUAAAGCUAAGAAACAAGAAAGUAUUUGAAGAAAAAAAAAAGAGAGAUGUCUAUCACCUUAAAUGCACAGCCACAAAUAAGUUAUCACCUUAAAAGCACAUGAGAAGAUUUUCAGUUCCUCGGGGCUAAAACGAACAACAGAGUCUGUAAAUCUUAUCGGUAAAGAUGUGAUGUGUGAAAAGAGUGACUGAACUAUCAUUAAGUAUGUUGAUUUAUGUUAUUGUUGGACAAACCCCGACAACAGUUUGUGAUCUGAAGUCCUGUGUACACAACUGAAGUCCUCAUUAUUUUCCUCCUGCCUUUGAUGAGCCUGCUAACGACAAAGAAAAUCAUAACUCUGACUCCACCACAGCAGACCCGGCACAAAACUGUUUGAAACGAAGGAAGGGGGCGUCUGGUUUUGAUCUAUGUCGUUCUAUCACACACACACACACAGAAAAAAAAAGAAUAAAAAAAUAAAAAAUAAAAAUAGACAAGAGAUAUGGUUCAGAAACAUUGUGAGCAUGUUGGUAUACAAACUAAUAACAGAUCUAUCUUAGUCUGUUCUUGUGAAAAAGAUUAUGUUAAAAACUAGUAUUUGACAGAAAAAAAGCUGAAAAAUGAAAAAAAAAAGAGAGAAGCACAAAUGUGUUGAUAAUGUCUGCUGUUUCUCCACAGGUGUAUAACAUUAUCAAAUCAAAUGUCAACUCUGCAGUAAAACCGAGCUCCUGCAAAACAGAGCAAUUCUCAUCAAGAGAGCGUGCCUCUCGUGGAAUAUGUGUUUCUCCACAAACCAUCCAGGAAAUACUUUACGCUGUUUUGGUAGCUGUGGAAUUAUGAAAGCCUGCCUGCCAUAGUUUUAUUUCCUUUUUUUUUUUCUCUGGUCUUUAAAGUAUACAUAGAUUUACUUGCAGCGCUCAUUGAGUCAAAUGUGGAUUGUCAAACAUCUGUGGUGAGAGUUGCUCUGUAUUCUAGGCGUGAUGUCUUGUUACAGUGUCUGCCUUUAGAGACAGUGCAAUUCAUCUGAGAGUCUUUAGGUACGAAGCAUAUAGUAAUUUUUGAAAAUGUAUGAGUACAACCAAUAAAAAGACAUUCUGUACGGCGA